Messenger RNA from Parascedosporium putredinis, 1068 nucleotides. NCBI's taxonomy places the organism in Eukaryota, Fungi, Ascomycota, Sordariomycetes, Microascales, Microascaceae. The record is from the annotation of a GenBank genome assembly.
AUGGCUUCUCCUCAGCAACUCCGUACCCCCGCUACCGAGCUCUUCGGCAUCAAGCACCCCAUCCUCCUCGCCGGCAUGAACGUCGCCGCCGGUCCUAAGCUCGCCGCUGCUGUCACCAAUGCCGGUGGUCUCGGUGUCAUCGGCGGUGUUGGUUACACCCCCAACAUGCUCCGCGAGCAGAUUGCCGAGCUCAAGGAGCACCUCAACGACAAGAAUGCCCCGUUCGGCGUUGAUCUUCUCCUCCCCCAGGUCGGCGGUAGCGCCCGUAAGACCAACCGUGACUACACCAACGGCAAGCUUGAUGAGCUUGUUGACAUUAUCAUCGACUCCGGUGCCAAGCUCUUCGUCUCUGCCGUCGGUGUGCCUCCCAAGUCUGUCGUCGACCGAAUCCACAAGGCUGGCAUUGUCUAUAUGAACAUGAUUGGACACCCCAAGCAUGCCAAGAAGUGCCUCGAGCUCGGCGUCGACAUCAUCUGCGCCCAGGGCGGAGAGGGUGGUGGCCACACUGGUGAUACCCCCACUACCGUCCUCAUCCCCGCCGUUGUCGACCUCGUCAAGGGCCACAAGUCUCCUCUCACGGGUAAGCCCGUCCAAGUUAUCGCUGCUGGUGGCAUCCAUAACGGCCAGCUCCUCGCCGCCUCCCUCAUGAUGGGCGCAUCCGCCGUCUGGGUCGGCACUCGCUUCAUUCUUACCGACGAGGCCGGCGCUCCCAAGGCUCACAAGGAGGCCGUCCGCACCGCAUCCUUCGACGACAAUAUCCGUACCAUCAUCUUCACCGGUCGCCCCAUGCGCGUUCGCAACAACCCGUACAUCAACGAGUGGGAGACUGAGCGCCAGUCUGAGAUGCGGGAACUUACGGGCAAGGGCGUUAUUCCUUUCGAGCACGACCUCGAGACCACCGACGAGGUCGACGUUGAUGAUGUUCUUGACGAGUUCAGGCCCUUCCUCAUGGGCAAGGCCGCCGCCGUGGUCACGGAGAACAAGUCGGCCAAGGCCGUCAUUGAUGAAUUUGUCAGUGACGCUGUCAAGGAGAUCCAGAACGGCAACAAGAUGAUUGCCAAGCUAUAA